GUCCAACAUUAGUGAUUGAUUAUGAUGGAGAAGCUCAUAAAUUCUUUAAAAAAUGGGGCAACAGAAUUUUAGAGGAGAUUAAACCAAAAGCUGUUGUGGUCAUAUCAGCUCAUUGGCAAACUUCAGGAGGUAUUAAUGGUGAAACUCCAAUAAUUUAUGAUUUCGGCGGGUUUUCGGAAGAAUUGUAUCGACAAAAAUAUCACGGCAAAGGAUCGCCAAAGUUGGCCGAAAGGAUUGUGAAUUUACUGUCUCCGUUCCAAGCUACAAUUAAUACGAGACGAGGUUUCGACCAUGGUCUAUGGGUGCCCUUGAAAGUUGCGAUUCCGGAACCGAAAGACAUACCUAUUAUUCAAGUGUCCCUUACUAGUCGUGCGUCUUAUGAAUAUCAUAUAAAGGUUGGUCAAGCAUUAGCUCCAUUAAGAGACGAGGGUGUCUUACUAAUAGGUUCUGGUUCAUUGGUUCACAAUCUCCGUGAUUUAUUCGUUGGAGCUAGUGAAACACAAUUUUACACCGAAACUUUUGACAAAGAUGCUGGAGAAUAUGUAACCAAGUAUAGUGGCAAGGAACGGGAAGAGAAAGCGAUUGGGCUAAUAAACCAUCCAUUAUUAAGGAAAGCUCAUCCAACUGACGAGCAUUUGGUUCCGUUGCAUGUGAUGGUGGGAGCCAGUGGGAAUGAUCAGGGGAAGAAGAUUCAUGAAGAGUUUGGUUCGGGGAUUAGCAUGAGUGCUAUCGAGUUUUGUGGAGAUGUGAAAUUUUGA
This is a messenger RNA of Acaulospora colombiana, 758 nucleotides long. NCBI's taxonomy places the organism in Eukaryota, Fungi, Glomeromycota, Glomeromycetes, Diversisporales, Acaulosporaceae. The record is from the annotation of a GenBank genome assembly.